Messenger RNA from Phycomyces blakesleeanus NRRL 1555(-), 1710 nucleotides. RefSeq lists its product as hypothetical. NCBI's taxonomy places the organism in Eukaryota, Fungi, Mucoromycota, Mucoromycetes, Mucorales, Phycomycetaceae. Bases 1 to 1710 code for a protein of 569 amino acids. The record is from RefSeq and is a predicted model, not a curated record. The transcript has a single exon. Gene Ontology annotation, molecular function: protein binding.
AUGAACAGACGACCAACUUCACCACCUGCGCAACAAUCGCCAGAAGCAUCUGUACAAGAUGAGGUACUAUUGCCACUCCCAACACCAGCACCAACACCGUGUCGCAUUCUAGGAGAGUCAUUGGCGUCAUUAGUUGGAGCUUCCUUGACUGUGGUGGGCGACAGUGUAUAUGUGUUUGGAGGAUUUGACCGGUUUACAGACGAAGUAUUCAAGUCAUUGUAUCGAUUGGAGCGUCAUGCAGGACAAUCGCGCUGGACAAGAAUAAUAUACACCAAGGGAGCAGCGCCAUCUGAGCUUAGUGGUCACUCUGUUACAUUAUGGAACGAUACUAAAUUGGUAGUAUUUGGAGGAAGUUCAGAAGAAGACAACACGUUCUUCAAUCAAAUAGCUAUUCUUGACCUAUCUACAAUGGUAUGGUCUCAUCCUACAACUACAGGCCAUAUACCAGAAGGACGAGUAAAUCAUUCCGCAACAAUUUAUCAAAACAAGCUUUAUAUAGCAGGUGGAAAUACAGCCAACCCUUCUAGUUUUGCUGAUACAUUGCUUAUACUUGACCUUGAGACAUUGGAAUGGCAACCACCUGUCAGUUUCGUAAAGCGACAACAACAUGCAACAUUUGUCUACGACCAUCGCCUUUAUCUCUAUGGGGGAUUCAGAGAGGAUAUGGGCCGAUCUAACCACCUUUCCUUUAUCAACCUUGACACUUAUGCUAUUACACAUCUCGAUUUCGAAUCUGCAUCUGCGCCUCCUCUUACAGGCCAACGAUUUGGGCAAAUAUGUGGCGAUCAGUUGGUCGUAGUUGUAGUAACAGCCCCCUCCACUGCUGCCACUGUACGGGCCACCCGUGAGACUCAUCAACCUCAAAUUCAUGCUACAGGAGUAUGGACAUUGGAUUUAACAUCUAUGCAAUGGCAGCAAAGGGAAAUGGGAUCACGUUACGGUGUGUGUAAUUGGCACUGUUUUGCUAUGGGUGAGAACGACACUGCGUUUUAUCUGUUUGGAACAGAAGAAGACGAACCCUACGACUACUAUGCUAUGGCUCUUCGAGUGGAUUUGCAAGAACUAGGUAUUGUAGUUGUACCUCCUCCUCAACUUGGACAUGAUCUUGUCAAUCUAUUGGCUUCACACACUGGUGAUUUUUCAAUAAGUUCAAGCCUUAAUGAUGAAAAGGGAGAAGUACGUGUCCAUCGGCUGGUCCUCAUGGCACGUUGGCCUCAUUUUGCUGCGUUAUUACAAUCUGGAAUGGAAGAAACAGUCCAAUCUACACUAAUGAUGCCAUACGGUUUGGAGUCCCUGCAAGCCCUUGUCAUCUACCUCUACUCUGAUUCGAUUGACCAAAUACGUCAACGGGGUGUGAUUGCUGAUCUACUCGUCAUGGCUCAGGUUUAUGAGUUGCCACGAUUAAGUACAUUGUGUAUCCGAAGAUUGCAUCAUCCAAUGACGAUUGAUAGUGUAAGCAAGGUGUAUCACUGUGCAGGACUUGCUGGUCAGCCAGGACUGCAACACUCUGCUCUAGCAUAUAUGUUUCAGCACUUUGGUGCAGUAUCACAUACUCAUGCUUUUAGGAGUCUCCCGCGUGAGGUUCUAUUUCAAAUCUGGGAUGCAAUGCCUGACAAUGCAACUAUUGUUGGCUAUACAAGUCGCAGUCCUUCUGUAGAACAAGAUGCAGGGCGACAAUCCGAUAGUGAGAUGAGUGGUGUGGAUUCCUGA